Botrytis byssoidea is the source of this 1605-nucleotide messenger RNA. RefSeq lists its product as uncharacterized. The record is from RefSeq and is a predicted model, not a curated record. NCBI's taxonomy places the organism in Eukaryota, Fungi, Ascomycota, Leotiomycetes, Helotiales, Sclerotiniaceae. The coding region runs from base 1 to 1605 and encodes 534 amino acids. The transcript is spliced from 3 exons.
AUGACUUCACCAAAAUCAUCAACUACGCGUCGCGUCUUGGGGGAUCUCAAUAUCAAUAUCAAUACUUCCGUCACUGAUAGCAAUCAUGUAUGGCUAUGGCGAGAUAACGAGAUUCAGAAAGUAUCAUAUAGUAACCGACAAACUUGGCUCGGAAAAGAUAAACAUGUCCCCUCAAAAGUGGAAGCACGUUCGAAAUCGAAAUUACAGCGGGAAAAUUGGGAGGAGACGAACACGAGUACGGAUUCCCGAGUUGCAAAUAUGGAAGGGGCAACAAAUCAAGAUAUCGUUUAUCAAGGCUUGGAGGCUGCCACAAUCAACGGCGUUGACAUUUCAACUGCUGAGCGGGCCUCCUUGGUUGACACAAAGAGACACUUGUCAUGUGCUGUACUAUCACAAGAUGUUGUAUCGAGCCGACCGGGAGAACCCGGUGCGAAGCGACGUAGAAUUGCACCAUCAUCGGGAAACUCUUCGCUGCUUGAAGAGUUUGGCGCAGGUGUGGGCUUGCUCACGCAAUCUACGUCGUCACAAACCACAGCGUCCCCAGCUACAGAAGGUCCCGAGGCGAAGACGUGUGGUGAGAGAGUUGGAAUAGCAGAUGAGUCGAGUGGUUUGGGGAGUGGCCAAGAACAAAAGAUGUCACCAAGGACACCUCAAAAGCAGCUCUCCCCAAAACGCUCUUCUAUAUCUGCUUCUUCGUCAUCAUCUUUGCCUUCCGUAGUAGAAGUUGAAGACGCGGCUAUCACCAGCAAUAAUUCCCAAUCGACCGAAACUACCAUAUCCAAUGAGUUAUCUUCUAUACCUACUACUAUAUCCACUUCAAGAAUUUUUCCCUCUAAAUCAAAAUCUAUGUCACGAGAAGAAAUCCGUCAAAAAUCCCAAGCACUACGUCUGCGUCUUUCCCUCGCAAACUAUAAAGUAAAAACAAACCAAAUCGACCUCCCUCUUUCACGUCUACAAGUGCGUUCUACAUCACCAAAACUUCCUUCGCUUGCUCGUCUUCGCAGAUAUUCUUAUGGGAAGAGUAUGGAACGAACACCGCUUCCUGGAGCGCCUAGUACGGAUGCUGGAAGAGAAACAGUUCCCGCCAUUAAUAUACAAGCUCCUUGUUCUGCAAAUAAGAAUGCACGUGUUUUUGUCAGAGCGGAUGGUGAUGAGAAUAUCAAUAUUCCCUCUAGUCCUCCUUUAUCCGGAGGAGAAUCGGAUGCAUUAUCGAGAAGGGAUUCUGCUAUCUCGUGCACUUCUUUUGGCUCCAAUUCAAAUCCGAAUUCGAACUCUGGUUCGAGUUCAGGUUUGGGUCAUGCACAUCCUCUUGCUCCCACUCUCAAUACCACUACCAAAUCCAACCCCAAAUCCAAAGAAACAGACACAAAAAUGAUAACCAACUUCGAACAAGAAGUCGCAAGAAGAAAAUACGAAAUGAUAGGUAGUAAGGAAAAUACCAAGAUAAGAACUCCGAUUUUAGAAAGACAAAAAAUAGGACUUGCGAAUCCACCGAUGAUUUUUGCGCAGCCGGAAGAAGAGAGCAGUGUGCAUGAAAGGGGGAUGAGCCCGGAGUUAUCAAGGAGAGCGGCGGAUGGAUUGGUGAGGCUGAAAUUAUUGAGAUAA